Messenger RNA from Chrysochloris asiatica (Cape golden mole), 1260 nucleotides. RefSeq names its product putative zinc finger protein 724-like. The coding region runs from base 1 to 1260 and encodes 419 amino acids. The record is from RefSeq and is a predicted model, not a curated record. Gene Ontology annotation, biological process: regulation of transcription by RNA polymerase II. NCBI's taxonomy places the organism in Eukaryota, Metazoa, Chordata, Mammalia, Afrosoricida, Chrysochloridae. Gene Ontology annotation, molecular function: DNA-binding transcription factor activity; RNA polymerase II cis-regulatory region sequence-specific DNA binding. The transcript has 2 exons.
AUGCUCACGAGACAUAAAGCAGUCCACAAUGUAAAGAGGCCUUAUGAAUGUAAGGAGUGUGGGAACACUUUUAGGUGUACCUCAGAACUGAGUGUACAUAAAAGAAUCCACAGCGGAGAGAAGGCUUAUGAAUGUAAGCAAUGUGGGAAAGCCUUUAGACGGUCCUCACACUGCAGUAGACACAUGCCAACUCAUAGUGGAGAGAGGCCCUAUGAAUGUAAAGAAUGUGGGAAAGCCUUUAGAACAACAGCACAUCUUACAGGACAUAGAAUAAUCCACAGUGGAGAGAAACCUAAUGAAUGUAAGGAGUGUGGGAAAGCGUUUAGAACAACUUCACAACUUACAAGACAUAGAAGAAUCCACAGUGCGGAAAGGCCCUAUGAAUGUAAGGAGUGUGGGAAAGGCUUUCUAAUACCCUCAAGACUCAGAACACAUAGAAUAAUCCACAGUGCAGAGAAGCCUUAUGAAUGUAAGGAGUGUGGGAAAGCGUUUAGAACAACUUCACAACUUACAACACAUAGAAGAAUCCACAGUGCGGAGAGGCCGUAUGAAUGUAAGGAGUGUGGGAAAGGCUUUCUAACACCCUCAAGCCUCAGAACACAUAUAGUAAUCCACAGUGGAGAGAAGCCUUAUGAAUGUAAGGAGUGUGGGAAAGGCUAUCUAACACCCUCAGGCCUCAGAACACAUGCAAUAAUCCAUAGUGGAGAGAGGCCCUAUGAAUGUAAAGAAUGUGGAAAAGCCUUUAGAAAAACCGCACAUCUUACAGCACAUAGAGUAAUCCACAGUGGAGAGAAGCCUUAUGAAUGUAAGGAGUGUGGGAAAGCCUUUAACAGAAACUCACACCUUAAAUCACAUAGAGUAAUCCACAUUGCAGAGAGGCCCUAUGAAUGUAAGCAAUGUGGGAAAGCCUUUAAAACAACUGCAACCCUUAGAAGUCAUAGAAGAACGCACACUGAGGAGAGGCCCUAUGAAUGUAAAGAAUGUGGAAAAGCCUUUAGAACAACCUCAUAUCUUAAACUACAUAGAAUGAUCCACAGUGGAGAGAAGCCUUAUGAAUGUAAGCAGUGUGGGAAAACCUUUAAAAGUACCUCACAACUUAAAAGACAUAGACUAAUCCACAGUGCAGAGAGGCCCUAUGAAUGUAAGGAGUGUGGGAAAGCCUUUAGAGCAACUGCACACCUUAGAAGACAUAGAAAAAUCCACAGUGCGGAGAGGCCCUAUGAAUUCUUCCGCUGUGAAUAUAACCUCAGUGUCUCCUGA